Panicum hallii is the source of this 1885-nucleotide messenger RNA. RefSeq lists its product as uncharacterized. The transcript has a single exon. The coding region runs from base 150 to 1478 and encodes 442 amino acids. The record is from RefSeq and is a predicted model, not a curated record. Lineage: Eukaryota; Viridiplantae; Streptophyta; Magnoliopsida; Poales; Poaceae.
UCCACCUCCGUCCUUGGAGCUUGCUUCCUCCGCUCGCCUGCCAGAGUAUUCCUUCCUUUUAUGGUCCUCAGCUUCUCAUCGCGUUGCGCCGACACGAUCUGAGUCCGUGAGGGCGGAACAAGAUAGGUGCUGGUGGUCAAAGAUCGGAGAUGGCGGGCGGUGGCAGCGGCGGGGGCGGCUCGCUGCUGCGCGGCUUCCUGUCGCUCUUCUUCCUCCUCUUCCUCCACAUCGGCCACGCCGGCUGCUGCUUCUCGCCUGGGUCCGCCGCGCGGGCGCGGGAGGAGGACGAAGCUGCGGACGCGGAGGCCGAUGGGAAGGUGGGCGGCGGCGGCGGGAGCAACAAGAGGAGGAAGAUAUCGCCGUUGAUUUUCUCGCCGGCACCGUCGUCCUCUGCCGUUACCAACGGUAGUGCCAGAGCUCGGUGCGGGCACGUGUCGUCGGUCGCCGCCAGCCUUCGGUUCUACCUCCACCGAAUUUUCUCUUCAUCCGCGGCCAAGGAUGGUGCCGUUGCGGGCAGGGAGGAGGAGGAGGCGGCGGCGGUGGUCACCACCGUGUCCUCGCCGCUCGCCCAGUCCCUGCCGCCUCAGCUUUCGGCGUCGGUGGUUCUGUCCACGCCGUCCUCGCCGUGCGCGUCGUCCUCGCCGUUCAUGUCGCCGCUCUCGGUGCGCUCCCUCAGCGCCACCCCCGUCCCGUCCUCACCGCAGAAGCUGCUGCAGGCGAGCAGGCAGUCGUCCCGGUCGUUCGCCGCCCGCGGCGACGUGUUCCCCUGCAAGCUGUGCGGCGAGGUGCUGGGGAGGCCGCAGCUGCUGGAGCUCCACCAGGCCAUGAAGCAUUCCCUGUCGGAGCUCACCCACCUCGACUCCAGCAUGAACAUCAUCCGCAUGAUCUUCCUCGCCGGGUGGAAGCCCGCCGCGUCCGGCGCCGCCGAGGCCCCCGCCGUCCGCCGCAUCCUCAGGAUCCACCACAACCCCCGCGCGCUGGCCCGCUUCGAGGAGUACCGCGACCUCGUCCGCGCGCGCGCCGCCCGGCGCCGCGGCGAGGGGGGCGGCGCCGCCGUCGUGGAGGAGCGGUGCGUCGCGGACGGGAACGAGCGCCUGCGCUUCCACUGCUCCACCAUGCUCUGCUCCCUGGGCGGCGGCGGCGCGUGCGGGAGCCCCUACUGCUGCGUGUGCAGCACCCUGCGGCACGGCUUCGCGGGGAAGCAGGCCGACGUGGACGGCAUCGCCACCUACGCCUCCGCGUGGGCCGCGCACGCGUCCCUCCCCGAGGACGUGGAGCGCGAGUUCGCGUUCCUCCAGGUGCGCCGCGCCAUGCUGGUGUGCCGCGUCGUGGCGGGGCGCGUCGGCCGCGGCGCCGCGGACGACAAGGUGGCCUACGACUCCAUGGUGCCCGCGCGCGGCGGCGGCGACGACGUCGAGCUGCUGGUGUUCAACCCCAGAGCCGUGCUCCCGUGCUUCGUCAUCCUCUACGGCAGCUAGCCAGCAGCCACGACGACGCCCACGACACGGCCAGCCUGCACGUAGUACUUGUGUAUAGCCUUUUCGCUGCUCCUUUGCCCAAUCCCAGUUCGGUGUCCCCGGUCGCGGUCGGUCACUCGCCGCGGCGUGGGCGCGGCCGUGGGGAAGCUCGCGCUCCUGUCCCGGAGCUCUGGAUCUCCUGGUUGGACCGUGCGAUCAGCACUGGCCGAAGCCGUCGUCCAAUUUGCCGGAUCCGAUCGAGGUUGUGAAUGAUGCGGAUGCGACGCGCCAGAACCAUAAUGUUAUGGAGUCAUGUAUAUGUAGUGGUGUGGUUGGCAUGUUUCUGUGGCUGCUACUGUUGGGUCCCCUGUCAACUGUUUUGCUACAUGGUCUAGUGGUCUCUGCCCAAUUAUCCUGGCUUCUCAUUU